Ziziphus jujuba (common jujube) is the source of this 1619-nucleotide messenger RNA. Its product is annotated as probable purine permease 10. NCBI's taxonomy places the organism in Eukaryota, Viridiplantae, Streptophyta, Magnoliopsida, Rosales, Rhamnaceae. The record is from RefSeq and is a predicted model, not a curated record. The transcript is spliced from 2 exons. Gene Ontology annotation, cellular component: membrane. Gene Ontology annotation, molecular function: purine nucleoside transmembrane transporter activity. Bases 184 to 1335 code for a protein of 383 amino acids.
UUUACCCAACUUACCAAAAUUUACUUGAAGCAGAUUAUUUUGUUUGGGACUCUCCUUUUUCGAUUAAUUAAGAAGAUUACUGUCCGGGCUGCUGCGCUAUUGUAAAAAGUCUUCAAACGUCUCUCCUUCAAGCUUCUUUCUUUCCAUCGCUUUAAAGGACUUAAUUCUUUAUAAUUUGUUAAUAUGGGGGCUCCAGAUCAUCUUCAACUAAACAUCACGCAGGAUGAGGAGGAUGCUAAUGAAGCAAAUUCCUCUGAACAAACGAAUGUUUCCAACCGGUCCAAGAACUAUACACGUUGGCUUAAAAUAGCAAUUUAUUCGCUGUGUUCCCUCUUUGGCCAAUUAGCAGCAACAUUAUUGGUGAGAUGUUACUAUGAUAAAGGUGGAAAAAGCCAAUGGAUGGGAGCUCUCACUCAACUUGCAGGGUUUCCAAUCCUCCUUCCUUUUUAUUUCACCUCUGCGGCUCGCAAGAUUCCCACCGCAGACAUAAUCCACUCAUCUUCAAAACCUUUUGUUUUUCCAUUAGUUUAUAUAGUCCUUGGCCUAGUCUUUGCAGCAGAUUGUCUCUUGUUUUCUCUUGGACUCAAGUACCUUCCUGCAUCUACUUUUUCCCUUAUUUCUGCAUCCCAAUUGGCUUUUAAUGCCUUUUUCUCCUUCUUUCUCAAUUCGCAAAAGUUCACUCCUGCCACUACCAAUUCUCUAGUAAUCCUUACCAUCUCAUCCACCCUUCUUUUGUUUCAAUCCGACUCUUCUGACCCUUCUAAUGUCUCCAAAGCAAAGCAUGUGCUCGGACUGAUAUGCACUAUUUCUGCAUCGGCUGGAUACGGAUUGAUGCUUUCUCUAACUCAGUGUGCCUUUGAAAAGAUCAUUAAAAGGGAAACAUUUUCAACCAUCUUGAAUAUGACAAUGUACCAAUCGCUGGUCGCAACAUGUGCGGCUCUAGUGGGACUUUUCGCCAGCGGAGAGUGGAAGGGUUUGACAGAAGAGAUGCAUGCGUUUGAACUAGGGAAAGCAUCCUACGCUCUGACGCUGACAUGGGCAACUAUAUCAUGGCAGACCUUCAAUUUCGGUACCAUAGGAUUAAUUCUUGAGGUGUCGUCGGUUUUCUCCAAUGUCGUAUGUGUUUUGGGGUUGCCUUUCAUUCCAAUUUUAGCUGUGAUAGUUUUCCAUGACAAAAUGCACGGGAUAAAGGUGAUGGCUUUGCUGUUGGCUUGUUGGGGAUUCACCUCAUAUAUGUAUCAACACUAUAUUGAUUAUCAUAAAUCGAAGUCAGAGAACACCAAUGUCAAUGGAGGAGACAGAGCUUCUCAACAAGAGGAGACCAAUGGUGAAUAGGUGAGGAGGUUAAUUUAUGUUGUUAAAAGCCUUGUUGUCUAGUCCAUUUUCCCAAAAUAUCUUGAUAGGCUUAAUGUUCUAAUAGCAUGUUUCAGCUGUAAAAAUUAGAUAAUUUUACGUUUACAAUUUAUUCCCUCAUAGAGAUUCUUUUCUUUGUUUCUACACAUUUCUAAAGAAACUGUCAGUUUUAGUGACAUGGAUUUGUUGUCACAAUGAAAUACAAUUUGUUUGUUUCCUUAAACUGGAGCUAAUUCUUGUGUAGGAAAUCUUAAAAGCAGUGUUGU